This is a messenger RNA of Belonocnema kinseyi, 2580 nucleotides long. RefSeq names its product electron transfer flavoprotein-ubiquinone oxidoreductase, mitochondrial (gene Etf-QO). Lineage: Eukaryota; Metazoa; Arthropoda; Insecta; Hymenoptera; Cynipidae. Gene Ontology annotation, biological process: electron transport chain. Gene Ontology annotation, molecular function: electron-transferring-flavoprotein dehydrogenase activity; iron-sulfur cluster binding. Gene Ontology annotation, cellular component: mitochondrial inner membrane. The record is from RefSeq and is a predicted model, not a curated record. The coding region runs from base 282 to 2081 and encodes 599 amino acids. The transcript has 2 exons.
UCGAUUGAGGUGAUCAAAGUUCAGUUCGUUGGGUUAAUUUAGAAUCACCAAAUCUACUGUUAAGAACUAAUUAUUAAUAAAUUAAAAGGAAUUUGAAAAUUUUUGAAUUCUGUUACUUUAUCUCCUUUUUAAGUUAAAAGGUAAAAGAUUAUUUUUCUGUGCGUAGAGCCAAAAAUCAAAUUUGAAAGCCGUCAAACUCUCGUACCUGAUGCUGGAUACAAAAAUUUCGAAUUGAAUCUCAAAGGUCUUUCCGCUUUGACCAAGAACCCACAGUCUCCAAUAUGUCGAGGGUCUACAAACUGUGCUCCCAAGUUUCAAAAAGGACCUACAGCACAACAACAUUUCCGAAAAUAACAACUCACUACACGGUUGUUCCAAGGGAAAACGAUCCACGAUGGAAGGAGGUCAACAUGGAGAGAUACGUCGACGAGACGGAUAUUCUCAUCGUCGGAGGCGGACCAGCAGGAAUGUCUGCAGCAAUUCAGGCUCGGAAACUGGCUGAAAAACAUGGCAAAGAAUUACGAGUGACCCUCGUCGAGAAGUCGGCAACAAUCGGAGGUCAUAUCCUCAGUGGUGCUUGUAUCGACCCAAUUGCUCUGAACGAACUUAUUCCAGACUGGAAGGAACUUGGAGCGCCUUUAAAAACUCCCGUCUCCCAGGACAAGUUCGCUUAUCUCACAAAAGGCGGACGGAUACCUAUCCCUGUGCUUAAAGGAAUGCCGAUGUACAACCACGGAAAUUAUGUAGUUCGUUUAGGCCACGUUGUUUCCUGGCUUGGCGAACAAGCCGAAGCAGCAGGAGUUGAAAUGUAUCCAGGUUACGCAGCAGCUGAAAUUCUCUACCACGAGGAUGGUUCCGUGAAAGGGAUUGCUACCAACGACGUAGGAAUUGCCAAGGAUGGUUCUCCGAAAGAAACUUUCGAACGCGGAAUGGAACUUCAUGCUAAAUGUACCAUUUUUGCUGAAGGCUGUCACGGACACUUAGCUAAGCAGCUGAUGAAGACCUUCAAUCUGAGGGAGAAUUGCGAACCCCAAUCCUACGGAAUUGGACUGAAAGAAGUUUGGGAAGUCGAUCCAUUGAAACACUCUCCUGGAUUAAUUGAACAUACCGUUGGCUGGCCACUGGAUAAAAACACAUACGGAGGUUCAUUCUUGUAUCAUUUGAACGAGGAUACUCCACUGAUUGCAAUAGGAUUUGUCGUGGGACUGGAUUAUCAGAAUCCUUAUUUAAGUCCUUUCAAAGAAUUCCAGAGGUUCAAGGAGCAUCCAUCGAUUAGACCGAAACUCGAAGGUGGAAAGAGGAUUGCUUAUGGAGCGAGAGCCCUCGUGGAAGGCGGCUUCCAAUCAAUUCCAAAAUUGCAAUUCCCAGGAGGUUGUUUGGUGGGAUGCACGGCUGGAUUUCUGAACGUUCCAAAAAUCAAGGGAACUCAUAACGCUAUGAAGAGUGGCAUGUUGGCUGCGGAAAGCGUUAUUGACGCUAUCAUUAAAUCCGAGACGGAAAGUUCAUCUACAAAAGGACUUGUUCCUGAAUCUUAUACGGAUAAGAUUAAAAAUAGCUGGAUUUACAAGGAGCUCAAAGCUGUCAGGAACUUUAGACCGAGCUUCCAUUCACCUCUUGGACUUUACGGAGGAGUUAUGUACUCUGGAAUAUCGAUGCUCUUAGGCGGCAGGGAACCCUGGACGUUUUCUCAUGGGGGUCCGGAUCAUGCAAAAUUGAAACCUGCGAAGGAUUGCACUCCUAUCGAAUAUCCAAAACCGGAUAAUGUUGUCACAUUUGAUCUCUUGUCAUCUGUUGCUCUCACUGGAACAAAUCAUGAAGCUGAUCAGCCUCCGCAUCUCACUCUUAUGGAUGACAGUGUACCUGUGAAGAAAAAUUUGGAGAUCUACGAUGGACCCGAAGGUCGAUUUUGUCCAGCUGGUGUUUAUGAAUUUGUCCCUCUUGAUGAUGGUUCGGGUGAGAGGUUGCAGAUUAAUGCACAAAAUUGCAUUCAUUGCAAGACUUGUGAUAUCAAAGAUCCGAGUCAAAACAUCAACUGGGUUGUUCCCGAAGGAGGCGGCGGUCCAGCUUACAACGGAAUGUAAACCUAUUUCUUCGAAGAAAAUUUGGUUCCUUCCUUUGAAGGAAGAAUUGAAAUAUCUUAAUUGAUUCAAUCUUAAUUGCUAUUGCAAAUUAAGUAUAAAAAUAAUGAGAGUUUGUGCUUGUUUGUUGGGAGUACUCGCGAUAAAUUGAGAUAAGAAAGAGACUCUAAAACAAGUGUAGUAUUGGAUUUUAGGAUUUUGAAAAGAACGUUCAGUGAGCGAAGAAAUUUAUAUAAUUAUAGAAGAACCUUAUAGUUUUUUUUCUAAAUUAUUAUACAUAAUUAGCAGAUGGUUUAGCAAAUGCUUAGGCACGCGGAAAUACUUUAAAUGAAGUAAAGUCUCUUUUAUGCACUUUUCAGUGUGAAAAUGCUUUUUUUUGUUAGUUCUUAUGUACAUAUCUAUAUUUAUCAGAAACAACAUCAUAUUUUUUAAUAACUUUUUUAUACAUAUUUUUAUAAAGUUGUUGUAACUAUUAUGUAAUAGAUUGUUUUGUAAAUACAAA